AUGGGGUCUAUCAGGUGCCAUCUCUGUCGCCAGAGGAAGACGAAAUGUGAUAGACGACUCCCACACUGUUCCUUCUGCGUCAAAGCAAAGGUCCGCUGCCAAUAUGUGACCAAGACAAAGAAACGUGGGCUGCGCGCUGGCUACGUGUCGCAGCUCGAGAAUCGCAUUGGUAGUUAUUCCCAUCCUUUGCGACGAAGAUAUGGUCUGACUCUUCUACCAGAAUCUCUGGAGCAAGAGGUAGAGAGGUUCAAGCACGAACGGACAACGUCCUCGACGGCGACGGCGACACCAAAUCCAAUCCUCAGCCCUCCUCUUGCUGCUACAGCCACCGCCCAAUCUAUUGACUUAUCCCCGUCCCAAAAUUCCAUCUCUAAUACUCCCUCCGUCUCCCAUGUUCAGCCUCUGAAAUCCGAUGGUCCACAGGCAGAAUCAGACGUUGCAGUUGCAGACUUGAUGACUCUGUCACAUGCAUAUCUGCAUACCUUGGCCGACUCGUGGUUCAAGGAAACCCAGCCAUGGUACCCUAUCUUGAGCCGGCAACAUAUUCAGAGUGCCCUUGACUCUCUUCCUCUACCUCUGUCACACAUAGACGACGUGGUGCUCAAGGCCGUGAUUGCGCUUCAGAUAGCAUACUCGAGUCAGGCCAUCUGUUUGGGAUAUCACGGAAGACAUCGACUUUCACAGUACCUCAGGUCGCAGGUCGUGAACGAGGCGUUCUCCAAAGCAUCACUAAAAUCAGUCCAAGCACUCUUGAUCAUUGCCAUUCUGGACUAUGGCUCGGACAACAUCCCCAGCACAUUCAGCCUCCUCGCCGUCUGCCGUCGGAUGUGCGAAAAUAUUGGCCUGUUCCGCAAAUUGUUGAACCAGAUGCAGCUGCAGAGCCCGGCACAAGUCGGCCCCCCAGCGAUCGGCAGCAAUACCGGAGAUGAACUAGCGAUUCCUUUGACCUGGGCCUCGCUUGCCAUGGAUGCUGUUUCGACCUUGGGCAUCUCGUGGCGUGACGUGUCGGCUGCAGUGAUGGACCACCUGUCGAGUGUUGCGUAUGUGAGCACCCCGGACCUUAGGGACAGCUUCCGCAGCCACACCCAUCUUGCCGCGAUCGGACUGCAACCUCUCCACAACUUCUUAUACGACCAUGAACAAGGGAGAUAUGAGCAAGCACAGGGCCAAGCAUUUGCCACGUGUGAUGAGAUAUAUCAUAAUCUCAUGAACUAUGUUCGUGCUCAACCAAGCACCAGCUAUACGUUGUUGGCAGACGGGCUGAUUGAUUUUGACCCCAACCUCGUCCUCACCAGCAUCUUGUCCCACGCGAGCGUUGUCAUCCUUUAUGCGCGCCUCAUCGAAGUGGACGGAUCGUCAUGCAACGAGAUCCCGCUCCAGAGAUGCCACAAAGCAUGCGAAGACAUAGCGCUAGCUCUGCGCAGUAUCAGUGACGCGGACGCCGAACUCAGCACGCCGUUACUGGGAACCAUGCUCUUCGUCGCAGCGCGGUUCAAGCUGCUGAUAUAUCGCAAGACGAACCAGCAACGGGAACCCAUCUUUGACACAUUGAUGCACGGGAUCAGCAUGUGCGGACGUCGAUGGGCCGUGGCCCGUCGGCAGGACAUUGUUCUCCGCGCGGCCAUUGUCGAGGUCGACACGGGCAACGACUCGUCACUGCCCGCGAUCUUCUGGAACGUGAAGAAGAGCCACUUGGAUAUAUCUGAGGAGCUGAAGGAGUGGAUCGAGGACCGCAAGCAGUCACUGUACAUAGGAUCACUGAAUGGACCGUAUGUAUGA
Cladophialophora psammophila CBS 110553 is the source of this 1779-nucleotide messenger RNA. RefSeq lists its product as uncharacterized. NCBI's taxonomy places the organism in Eukaryota, Fungi, Ascomycota, Eurotiomycetes, Chaetothyriales, Herpotrichiellaceae. The transcript has a single exon. Gene Ontology annotation, biological process: DNA-templated transcription; regulation of DNA-templated transcription. Gene Ontology annotation, cellular component: nucleus. Gene Ontology annotation, molecular function: DNA binding; zinc ion binding; DNA-binding transcription factor activity, RNA polymerase II-specific. Bases 1 to 1779 code for a protein of 592 amino acids. The record is from RefSeq and is a predicted model, not a curated record.